Messenger RNA from Fusarium tjaetaba, 1722 nucleotides. RefSeq names its product STE kinase. The record is from RefSeq and is a predicted model, not a curated record. Lineage: Eukaryota; Fungi; Ascomycota; Sordariomycetes; Hypocreales; Nectriaceae. Gene Ontology annotation, biological process: autophagy; peptidyl-serine phosphorylation. Gene Ontology annotation, cellular component: cytoplasm. Bases 1 to 1722 code for a protein of 573 amino acids. The transcript is spliced from 3 exons. Gene Ontology annotation, molecular function: protein serine/threonine kinase activity; ATP binding.
AUGGACGUAUCAGAUAUCCCAAGUAGCCAAGAGACGGUUGAGGACCCUACGCUACCAGGCUCUUCAGCGGAAGGGGCCUCGAUAAUUCUUACACCAGAAAACGCUGAGGCGCGACUGGCGUUUAGUGAAGUCGCUGAGUGGUUGCGAGGACAGUCCGAAGACCCUCAACUCCAAGCUGCACGACAACAUACACAAAAGUGUAUGUGGUAUUCCUCGAAGCAGCAAAAUGAUCACGAGGUCGCCCGGUUACUUAGAACAGAAUCGGAAAACCUGUCAUCAUCAUCCCCAAUUUCAUCACCACGGGAUCCAAAACCAUCUUCCCGGUCAAAUAAGUCAGAAGGGCAUCUGAUCUGGAGAGGCCACUACUUCAUAUCGCUCGAUCAACCGCCUCGAAAUCCGUCGAGAGGAUGGGUAGUUGGUUCUUUGAGAGAUGCUCCUCAUAUGAACGAUAUCGUCCUUUGUUUACGUUCUGGCAACGACAAGAUGUACAAAGUCCGACGCAAUCAGGCUAUUCUCCAAAUAGAUGAAACAAGUUUUGUAUAUGUGCAGCCUAUGACCGACAGAUCCACCACGAUGGUUAACGGGGAUAGGAUCUCUGGGAAAAGAGUUUUCAACCAUUCAUCUGCCCAGCUAGCAUUCGGCUCCCUCUGCUACCGCAUCCAGUAUGCUAGGGGGUCUUAUGCCGACGACUACCCCAGCAGGGUCAAGCGUUACUUGGAUGAGCACCUCAACAUUGCAACCACUCUACUGGAGCUAUCGCUGACACCAACACCAUCUGAAAGCGGCUCCAUCACCAUCGGUCAAUGGACUAUCGGCGCAGGUACUGUUGGCAAAGGAGCAUCUGGAAUGGUCAGCAUCGCCUCGAAUGUCUCGGGCCAACGUGUUGCUUUGAAGAGAGUGCAGGUUGGAAGAGACAGAGAGCGUAUACAGAACGUUCAGACAAAGCUGGAGACUCUCGCUGCAUUAUGCCAGAGGAAGAAUGAAAACCGCUUACUGCGACUUAUCGAAGUUAUUACGGAUGACGUGAAAUCAGCGAAUAGGAUAGCAGACGUCUGGUUUGUUCAAGAACCAGCUGCCCAGGAAGUACUUUCAACUGCCCUCACCCGGGGGCUCUUCAAACAAGGUCAAGAGAGGAUAUCCAUCGUCACAACCGUUCUGGCAGACAUCCUCGGCGCCACAAACUUCCUCCAUAGACACCGCUGGAUACACGGCGAUCUCAAACCCGUCAACGUCGGCAUUCGUACUUGGACCAGCGAGUGCAUAUCCGUGGUGUUGCUCGAUCUCGACGAUGCAGAGGAAAGCCCUUUUCCAGGACGAUAUCAUCUCGCUCGGCCUGGGACCGGCGGAACGAUCGGAUGGCUAGCACCUGAGCGGGAAAUGACGGGGUAUGACGAGCUAGCUGAUAUCUGGAGUAUCGGCGUCAUGGGUAUUGAGAUGAUUUCAGGGCAGCAUCCGUGGCGACAGGUCAAGAAUCCUUGGAGACCUAACCCUGAAGCUAGUCAGUUGCAGAAAGAGUUUCACGAUAUGUAUGGAGAAGCUCUAGAUACUUUAAACAAGCUUCAUGACGAGGCUUUGAGAGAGGCUGUUCUUGGCAUGGUGCGGCAUCCGUAUGCUGAGACGUCGGCACAGCGCGAAUCAAGACUUACGGUGAAAGAGGCCCUGAAGAUUCUGGGUUAUGGUGAAGAUGAUGAAAACGAUAGCAAGCGACAAAAACGGCUUUGA